AUGUACCCGAACUUGCUAGGGUCGCCGUUUUACCACCACCAUCACCACCACCACCACCAUCACCACCACCACCAGAGCAUGUUGAAGAGCUCGCCGUUCCUGAUGGACAACCUGCUGUCGAGCAAGGGUGACGGCAAGUGCGCCGCCUACGGCCAGCUGCAGCCGCCCCCGCACGCGCCGCCGCCGCCAGGGGCGAGCACCGCCCCCGCUGAAGGCACGCUCACCGUGGGCAUCACGGCGUCCUACUCGAUUGUGGCGGAGGCGCGCCGCGGCGCCGCGCCCGCGGCCCCGGGUUCGUGCCCCGGCGGUGACCCCCACCAGCCGCACGGCCGCUACCCGUCGGUCGCCCGGGACGCCGCCUGCUGCCCUCCGGAGCUGGACGACGCGCGCCUUGAGACGCCGCCCCCGCCACCCCCGACGUCCGUGUCCGCCCCCAGCCUCAUCUCAACCUCCGACACCACGCCGUCGCCCAAGCCGAUCCUCAAGUUCAGCGUCAGCGCCAUACUGGGAGACGCCAAACCGCCGCCGUGCACAGAGUCGUCGCUGCAGGCGGGCCCGCCGCUGUUCGGCUACGGGCUGUCGGGCUCGCACGGCAUCGCCAAGCCGAUCGCGAGGCCCGCCACCGCCGCAGCCGCCGCCUCGGGCAGCCCCAGAGCUCCCUCGUUACCCAGUGCCCCGUUUGACUGGUGUGUGGACGGCCGCAGCAGCAGUGCACGUGUGUCCGUGUGUGCCGCAGUGUCGACGGCCGGCGGGGCGGGCGCGGGCGGCGGCGGCGGCGCGCCCACCGCGGUCUUCCCGCUGCCCGGCUCCUUCCCCUGGGCCAACAGCUCCAGGGGCAAGCCGCGCCGCGGCAUGAUGCGGCGCGCCGUCUUCUCCGACCUGCAGCGCAAGGGCCUCGAGAAGCGCUUCCAGAUCCAGAAGUACAUCUCCAAGCCCGACCGCAAGAAGCUCGCCGAGAAGCUCGGCCUCAAGGACUCGCAGGUAACAAAGGCCUGUAAUUUUUGA
Messenger RNA from Schistocerca americana (American grasshopper), 1005 nucleotides. RefSeq names its product homeobox protein DBX1-B-like. The transcript has 4 exons. Gene Ontology annotation, molecular function: DNA binding. The record is from RefSeq and is a predicted model, not a curated record. NCBI's taxonomy places the organism in Eukaryota, Metazoa, Arthropoda, Insecta, Orthoptera, Acrididae. The coding region runs from base 1 to 1005 and encodes 334 amino acids. Gene Ontology annotation, biological process: regulation of transcription by RNA polymerase II.